Molecule: messenger RNA, 1329 nt
Organism: Vitis vinifera (wine grape)
Lineage: Eukaryota; Viridiplantae; Streptophyta; Magnoliopsida; Vitales; Vitaceae
Gene: PIP1;2
Product: aquaporin PIP1;2
Exons: 3
Coding region: 185-1216 (343 amino acids)
Biological process (GO): response to water deprivation; transmembrane transport
Cellular component (GO): plasmodesma; vacuole; plasma membrane
Molecular function (GO): water channel activity
Source: RefSeq, a predicted model, not a curated record
CAAAAUCCUGGAGGAUCCCUUUUUGAUAGUUCGCCACUCUUUCUUUUAUUCUCUUUCACUUUGCUUACUCUAUAAAUCACUCCAAACCCCACCGCGGUUUCCUCACGCAGUUCAUCAUCUUCAUCACUAAGCUCUGAACUCUCAGUGUUUUCAGAUCUGUAGAGGGAGAAUUUGAGGGAGAAAAAUGGAGGGGAAGGAAGAGGAUGUGAGGUUGGGGGCCAACAAGUUUACAGAGAGGCAACCGAUAGGGACAUCAGCACAGACAGACAAGGACUAUAGGGAGCCUCCACCAGCUCCACUGUUUGAGCCUGGUGAGCUUCAUUCAUGGUCGUUUUGGAGAGCUGGGAUUGCCGAGUUCAUGGCCACCUUCCUCUUCCUCUACAUCACUGUCUUGACUGUUAUGGGUGUUGUCAGGUCCCCCAGCAAGUGUGCCACUGUUGGUAUUCAGGGUAUUGCUUGGGCUUUUGGGGGUAUGAUCUUUGCCCUUGUCUACUGCACUGCUGGUAUCUCAGGAGGACACAUAAACCCAGCGGUGACAUUUGGCCUGCUCUUGGCCAGAAAGCUGUCUCUAACCCGAGCCGUGUUCUACAUGAUCAUGCAAUGCCUGGGCGCCAUCUGUGGCGCAGGUGUGGUGAAGGGGUUCCAGGGACAUCAGUAUGAGGUGUUGGGUGGUGGAGCCAAUGUUGUGGCUGCUGGCUAUUCCAAAGGCGAUGGGCUUGGUGCUGAGAUAGUUGGCACUUUUGUUCUUGUCUACACUGUUUUCUCUGCAACUGAUGCCAAGAGAAAUGCCAGAGACUCACAUGUCCCUAUUUUGGCUCCUCUCCCCAUUGGGUUUGCAGUGUUCUUGGUUCAUCUGGCAACCAUCCCCAUCACCGGAACCGGCAUCAACCCUGCUAGGAGUCUGGGGGCCGCCAUCAUCUACAACAGAGAGCAUGCCUGGGAUGACAUGGUAAGCUCCAUGAUCAGACCCAAUCACUUCUCAUCUCAUCAUUUAUCUGUGAAUCUGCCUUGUAUUGAUUUCAUUCUUUUGUUGUUCCCUUCAGUGGAUUUUCUGGGUUGGACCCUUCAUUGGAGCUGCUCUUGCUGCCUUGUACCACCAGAUAGUAAUCAGAGCCAUCCCAUUCAAGACCAGAGCCUGAGAAAUUCCUCCAUUUUCUGUUUCUUCUUUUAUUUGCUGCUUCUAUCUUCUUCUUCUUGUUCAUCUUCCUCCUCCUGAAUCUGGGUUGAGCUCAGAAUAGAGGUGGGGCUGGUUAUUAUGUGUGUAAGUUAUCUGGGCUGCUUCUAUUACAAUGGGCAGCUUUUGAAUGAAAAGGAAGCUUCCAUCUUUAA